AUUACGGGGCCACUGUCGGUACUUGGGUUCCACGGUAAGAGAGGGGGGAAAAAAGGAAAACCGAGGAGGUGGGGUGGGGGGAGCUGGAGGGAUGAACACCAGGCGGUGGAGAAGGUUCUGACUGCCGUCCCUCCUUCCACUCCUCGUCGUCGCUUCCUUCUUCCGUCCCCUUUCUCCUCCUCCUCCUCCUCCUCAAUUUGUUUAAAAUCAGACCCUCUUUUCGUUAUCACAUCUCGAUUGUUGCCUGAAAUUAGUAAUCUGUUCGACGAGGAGUGCCGAUUCACGCUUCGGUGGCGGUCUGGACGCAGACGAUGCCGGCAGUGGAGGCCGCCGGUGCGAUCCAGAACGACCAUUAGCCGUUGGAUCUGGAUCUCCGUACCGCUACAUUACUUGCUUGCUUCCUUCUCUCAUUUUUUUUGAUCGUUAAAACAUCCUUCUCCGCCGUUGUUAGUUGUCGUGAUGAUUGAUUCUACGGGUAUAUAUGCAAAAAUUGGUCCCUGAGAAGGAGCCAUGUAGCGGCUUUCUUUCAUUUUUUUUAAAAAAAUUUCUUCUCUGGUCCUUUCCCCCCAAUCGCGGAUGCUAGGGUUGGGGUUUCAGAGGCCCCGGCGAUCGCCGUGGGAGCUUCUCCGAUCGGCCGCAGUUUCCUGCUUCCUCGCCCUCCUAUGCCACUUCGCCCUUGCCAUGGUUCCCCGCCUCUUCCCUUCGCUCUCCCUCCUCUCCCUGCUCCCCAUCUCAGCUUUAGUUCUGCUGGCGACUAUUUUCUUGGGUAAGUGCUGGAGGCGGCUCCUCGGGAUAGCAGCGUCCGCCCCGGCUUUUGUUCUUUUUAAUAUACUAUUUUUAUGGGGAGUUUAUAUCGCUGUAAUCCGAGGAGCUAUUCCUUCUAUACUGGAUGCCAUUCUCAAUGCUGAAUGUGCUUUACUUCUGUUUGGUUUCUACAAAAUUUUUUCUAGUGAUCCUGGAAUGGUUGCACACGACUCUUCUUGCUCAAUAGAGUCAGAGCAAAAAGGCUUUUCUGAAUUCGAUCUUCAGUAUGAGUCUCCAUUAUUUUCAAGGGUUAGGUAUUGCAAUAUCUGUAAGACAAGCAUUAGGGGAUUCGACCACCAUUGUCCUGCUUUUGGGAAUUGCAUAGGUCAGAAGAACCGCCGUCUAUUCAUUGGUCUUUUAGCUGGAUUUGUUAUCGCUGAGGCCUCCUAUACAAUGUGUUCAACUCAUUUCAUCACAAGAUCUCUAAAUACACAAAAAAUAAGAUUGGAGAACAUCAUCUCUGGCAACUUUGUGAUCGGCACAACACUGUUUUCUAUCCUCCAGGUGCUAUGGCAGGUGGUCUUCCUAGUGUGGCAUAUAUAUUGCAUCUGCUUAAAUAUCAGAACAGAAGAGUGGAUUAACUGGAGGAAAUAUCCUGAAUUCCAACUCAUUGUCCAGCCCCAACCAGGAAGUCCCACUUCGGAAACUCGAUUUACAAAUCCAUAUGAUAAGGGUUUUAUUGGCAACAUCAAAGACUUCUUUAAACCAAAGGAUUAGAUAAAAUAAAUGAUAUGUGAGGCAGAUUUAUAGAAUUAAGAGAUUUAUGUGAUGAAGGCUAGCAAAAUUAAAUGAUUGAUGCCAAUAUCCUUCUUUUUCUCGGAAAAAGUAGCUUCAUUGUCCACGCAACUUCCACUCGACAGGCUUCAUGCUUGAAUGGUCAUUAUAUUUUUCAGUGGUUAUCGGCUGUAUUAAGUGUAGUCUCGAGGUGCAAAAAUGCUCGGCUUUUAUUUUUCAAAAUGAUUUUAUCCAGUGAACGUUUGAAGGUUCAACUCUGUAGAAAGUUGCAAGAAAAAGGAAGUCUUUUGGUUCCAUUCUCAUGUUGAGAGGCCAAGGGACUCGGAAUCUAAGGCGCAGUAUCAGGCGACGAGUUGCAACAUAUUAUCAUAGGCUUCUUCUCGAUCUUUUCUUGUCAUGAAUUAAGACUUAAAUAAUAAUGUAAUAUCAGUUUCUUCAUAAAAAUCACCUGGAAUUUCCACUA
Phoenix dactylifera (date palm) is the source of this 2002-nucleotide messenger RNA. Lineage: Eukaryota; Viridiplantae; Streptophyta; Magnoliopsida; Arecales; Arecaceae. The record is from RefSeq and is a predicted model, not a curated record.